This is a messenger RNA of Paramormyrops kingsleyae, 8193 nucleotides long. Its product is annotated as DENN domain-containing protein 4C-like. NCBI's taxonomy places the organism in Eukaryota, Metazoa, Chordata, Actinopteri, Osteoglossiformes, Mormyridae. Gene Ontology annotation, cellular component: cytoplasmic vesicle. Gene Ontology annotation, molecular function: protein binding. The record is from RefSeq and is a predicted model, not a curated record. Gene Ontology annotation, biological process: regulation of Rab protein signal transduction.
AAUGCGGACCCUCUCCGCUCCGGACCCCAGACACCUGUUGCUACCGGCGGCGGCGUCUCCGGCUCAAAGCGCUGAGCAGACCGGCCUGACGAAAGAGCCGGAAAUGGUGUUUUCUCGCCCCAGUCGCUGUACCUAUAUGGGCGGGUCCAGUCCGCCUCCAGUAGCGGACCUCCGCAGCCGACAAAAGUAAGAAAACAGAAACAUGGCGCCGCGUCGCCGCUGAAAGGCGAGAGCGGGCAGCAAACAAGUGGAGAACAAACUUUACGGCUGUCAUCCGGAAGGAAGGAAAGAUCAAUUUAAGAAAUAACUGCGUGGCUAUAUCCGUGAGCUCCGAGCCAGGCUUUUAUUAUCUGCGUCAGGGCGGAAUAUAUCCCUCUCUCUCGCUAACGAGAACUGGAAGUUGUCUUCAUGUCAGCGUCUCCCUCAGUGCUGUAAACAGCUGUACAUGCAGCCAUGAUCGAGGACAAAGGUCACCGAGUUACGGACUACUUCGUGGUGGCCGGCCUGACGGAGAAGUCCACCCCGAUUGAGCAGGAUCUGUCGGAGACCAAGUCCAGCGGGCCCAAGGCACCCAUCACCGACCUGGCCGUUAUCAACCGGUCGGCAGGCGAGACGGUACCAGAGGGCUUCACCUGUGUGGAAAUCACUCCAGGUGGACAGCCGGCUAACCUCAACCAUGGGAGUUUGAAAAGCCCAGAGCUGUUUCUGUGCUACAAGAGAGGACGAGAGAAAGCCCCGCUUAUCGACAUUGGCGCGCUCUACGAGGGUAAGGAGAGGCUGAUCCCGGGCUGUGAGGUCAUUCAGGCCACGCCCUACGGCCGCUGCGCCAACGUGAACAACAGCUCCGCCACCUCGCAGCGCAUCUUCCUGACCUUCCGCCGAGCCCCGGCAGUCCGGCCGCAAAACACUCUGGCUGUCACCGACGUGUGCGUCAUCAUCGGCAGCAAAGGCGAGACGCCGCCACACACCUUCUGCAAGGUGGUCAAGAACCUCAACGCCGGCAUGUGGGGUUCCAGCGUGUUCCUCUGCUACAAGAAGUCUGUCUCGUCGUCCAACUCGAUACCUUAUACAGCAGGCCUGAUCUUCAGGUACCCGGCUGAGGAUUAUGAGUCCUUCCCCCUGUCCGAGUCUGUGCCCCUAUUCUGCCUGCCCAUGGGAGCCAGGAUUGAGUGUUGGGAACCCAACACCCGCUAUCCGUUGCCAAUCUUCUCCACGUUUGUCUUAACCGUGUCCUCUGGGGAGAAGAUGUAUGGAGCUGCCAUCCAGUUCUAUGAGAAGUACUCGCUGGAGCUGCUAAACGAGAAGCAGAAAGUCCAGUUGGGCCUGCUCUCCGUGGUGGACAAGCGACCCAUCCCCAACCGCCUGGUCAACACCAACAAGUGCAUCUGCCUGCUGUCCCGGUGGCCCUUCUUUGAGUCCUUCCGCAAGUUCCUCAUGUUCCUCUACAAGCUGUCCGUCUCGGGGCCACACCCGCUGCCCAUUGAGAAGCACAUCUCCCACUUUAUGCACAAUGUGUCCUUUCCGUCUCCCCAGAGGCCCCGGAUUCUGGUCCAGCUCUCCGCUCACGACAGCCUGAUCCUCUCCCAGCCUGUCUGCACGCCUUUACCUCUGAGCGGAGCCGACUUCAGAACCCUGCUGUCCAACCUGGGGGCGGAGCACUGUGCCACGGUGCUGCACUUCGUCCUGAUGGAGAGCAAGAUCCUCCUGCACUCGCUGCGGCCGGACGUGCUGACUGGCGUGGCUGAGGCGGUGGUGGCGAUGAUCUUCCCCUUGCAGUGGCAGUGCCCCUACAUCCCCUUAUGCCCUCUGUCCCUGGCGGGGGUACUCAACGCCCCCUGCCCCUUCAUUGUGGGCGUGGACUCCCGCUACUUCGAUCUGUAUGAGCCCCCUCCCGACGUGGUCUGCGUGGACCUGGACACCAACACCGUCUACCUGUCUGAUGAGAAGAGAAACUGCAACUGGAAGAACCUUCCUAAGAAGCCAAGCAAGAACCUCCUGAACUCCCUCGGCAGUCUGUACCACCAGCUCACCACAGUCCUCAAGACAUCCUCGGAGGAACAGGUGUUGGACAUGGCUCCCAUGGAGGCGGACUUCACCUGGCACAGGAGGAAGACGGGCCUGGAGAUGGAGGUGCAGGAGGCCUUCCUGCGUUUCAUGGCCUCCAUCCUGAAGGGCUACCGCUCCUACCGCAAGCCCAUCACCCAGGCGCCCUCAGAGAAGGCCACCGCCUUGGACUCGCUGUACGACCUGCAAGGGUUCCUGAAGAGCCGAGAUCGAGCCCAACAGAAGUUCUACACCCAGCUGACCAAAACGCAGAUCUUCAUCCGCUUCAUCGAGGAGUGCACGUUCGUCAGUGACAAAGACACUGGCCUGGCCUUCUUUGAUGACUGCAUUGACAAACUCUUCCCCUCCGAUAAAGUGACGGAUAAAGGAGCCAAGAUGGAAGGGGAGACUGUUGAGGACACCAGGCUGAUAGAGAUGGAUGAGUCUCAGAACAGUGACCUCACAGUGUUCGUGAUGCCCCCAGAGCCGCCGACCGAGGAGGGCGAGGUGCCAGUGGUCCGCUACAGCUAUGAAAACUUCCCUCGUCUGCGACUGGAGCUCUUUGACUGCCCCCAGGAGCUGCGGCCAGCCCUGAGCCGCAGGACAGCUGGUGCCAGCGUGUCCAGCAGCCCCGCCUUGCUGUCUAAGAGGACCAAGCAGGAGAUCAAGCUGGCCUACAAGAUGGCGAAGCGCUAUUACUCUCAUCCGCCCCUGUGGGCAAAGUGCCUGUUCAGCCACUGCUACAGCCUGUGGUUCAUCUGCCUGCCGGCGGGGGUGCGGGCCUCCCGCUCCAAGCUGCACGCCAUGCAGCAGGCCUACAAUGUGCUGCUGAAGAUGCAGAGCACGGAGGUGGAGGUCCUGGACGAGGUGUGCUACCGUGUGGUCAUGCAGCUGUGUGGGAUCUGGGGUCUGCCCGUCAUGGCCGUGCGUGUGCUGAUGGCCAUAAAGAAGGCUGGGGUGGAGCCCAAUGCAAUCACCUAUGGAUACUACAACAAGGCCGUCCUGGAGGGGCCCUGGCCCAGCCAGAACAGGAGCGGCCGCUUCAGGUGGGCCAAAGUGCGCAACGUGGUGCGGGCCAUGGCGCAUUUCAGACAGGCCAUCGCCGCCGGACGUGCCAAAGGCUGUGCUGGGGCUAUGGCAGCCAGUUCAGACAUGCACGACGUGGACCACAUCAGCCACGGCAGUGCAGACAGCAGCAGUGACGUCAACGGGGAGGAGCACACGCUGUUUGCACGUAACCUGGUGGUGCCCGAUGGCACAGACAACCACGGCAGCACGGGUGGUCAGUCAGACCAGGGAUACGGGUCAAAGGACGAGCUGCACCAGGAAGUGUUGGAUGUUCUCGGCCUCCCUGCUCCCUCCUGCUCUGAGCUGCCCAGCAAAAUAAAAGCCCCAAACACAGGUAUUGAUGACCCUGCAGGAGAUCCCGUAGAGGGAACGGGGGAUGGUGUAGUGAACGACGCCAGCUCAGUAGGUGUGCCGUCACCAGGGCCAAGUAUCGUCAGAUUGUCCACGGGGAGUUUUGACAGCAGCCUGGCAAGAGGGUCCAGCGGCGUCGAUGGAGGCAAGCUGUUCACCUUCCGAAGCCCGAGCGAGGAAGUGGCUCUGCCUGAUGUGGGCGGGGCCCUCGUGCUGGGGGGUGGGACCAGGGAGGCGAGCUCCCAGCUUCAGCGGCAGCGGGCCUUCUCGGAGCGAAGCUGCAGCUUCAGCGUGGAGAGCCGUGCGGGCAUGCUGCUCAAGAAGGGCAGCCUGGAAAAGAGUGUGGACCAGAUGGUGACGGAAAUGGGCGCCGACGCCAAGAUCCUGGCCGCCGCCCUCUCUGGGAAUAAGACGCCGCCUCCCGAACCCAUGGACCUAUCAGAGAAGGGCUUGAGGCACUCCCACAGUCGGCAGUUGGGUGAGGACAGCGUGUUUCCAGAAGUCAAGGAGCUGGCCGAGUCAACUGGCCUGCUAGUCGAUAUAGCUCAGCAGAACCCUGUGGCCAAGAUGGAUCCAGAGGUGGUGAGGAGGAAGGAAGUGAAAUAUGGGAACCCUUCCAAGAGGAACAGCUCCCACUCGCGAGUGGUGGAGAGGGAGGAUGUGGAGAAGGGCGCUGACCCCCUGUCUAUAAUGGCCACAGCGGAUGAGGAGAGCCUGUCGGUGCGGAGCGAAGAGCCUGUAGCCUCAGUGGCGUCGCGUAGACUGGCAGAUGAGAUUGAGAUGUACAUGAGUCUCAAGAGUCCCCUGGGAACCAAGUCCUCCAGCAUGGAGUUCCACCAGGAGGCGGCCAAGCAGGUUCCAGCAGACACUGCUGCGCAGAACAAAUCUCUAGAGAGGAGGUCCAGUCUUCCAGCUGAUCCUAUCAAGCAGCCCGGGUCGGACAGUGGGACUUCGAAGCGCAGCCCAGCUGUUCCCCGUUCGAAAACCUUCAUGGCAAAGCCCAAGAACCAGACCCAGCGGUCAUCCUCCCUGUCAGCACUGGUCCGCUCCUCCCCGAGUGGAUCGCUGGGCUCCGUCAUCAACUCCAUCUCCGCCAUCAAGAUGGACAGCUUGCUCCCUGCACACAAGUUAGACACAUUCAAGUCAGGCAUGAAGCAGGCCGCCAACGUGGCCAGCAGAGUGUGGGGGGCAGUGUCCUCGGUCUACAACUUCUCUGACGAUGAGGAUGAUCAUCCACAGGGCGAUGGCUGCUUCCCUGCCAGGCUGGAUGAGAACCUGCUAGAGGAGAGUGGGCGGGCAGGUUCGGGCCCAAGGGCACUUAUGCCAGGCCUGACCUCCAGUGAGCUGACUCAGAGCAGGACCAGCCUGAGCAGUACCAGUAGCAGUGAUACUACGAGAGUCUCACACCCAGCCCACAUGACUCCAGGGAAACCAUUGAGGGGUUCGGAGUCUGAGAAGCUAGAGCAGGGCUCUUCUCAUCAUGCCAGCUCCUCUAGUAUCUACCAGAACUGUGCCCUUGAGGUGCUGAUGUCCAGCUGCUCAAAGUGCCGUUCCUGCGAGGCUCUGGUCUAUGAUGAGGAGAUCAUGGCCGGAUGGACAGCAGACGACUCCAACCUAAACACCACCUGUCCCUUCUGCAAGACCACCUUCCUGCCCCUCCUCUAUGUGGAGUUCAGGGACCUCCGAGGCACAUCCAGCUUUCUGCUGAAGCCCAGCACAUCAGGAGACAGCAUCAACAGCAGCAACAAUGUGCCCUCAUCCUCCCUGUCCACGGAGCCCAGCAGAGACCCUACAGACCUCAUCAGCUUCGAUGAAGACCCAGGAGGGAAGCCCCCAGAUGUCCAUGAGAGCAGCUCGGGGUCUGAGGAUAUACGCGUGGAUCUCCCCGAGGGAAAAAGGAGCACCUCCCUAACCCGCAGCAACAGUGUAAGCGGACCCCUGCAGAGCCUGGAGCUGAACCAGCGACCGUCCCAUGGGGUCUCCACCAACAGCUUGCCUAGCAGUUUGCAGGAGGCGUCGGAUGCACUGGGGCAGAAAAGGCCCAACCCGCUCCCUGUAUCGGUGCCCUACCUCAGUCCACUGGUGCUUCGCAAAGAGCUGGAGUCGCUGCUGGAGAAUGAGGGGGACCAGGUCAUCUACACACACAAAUUCCUCAGCCAGCACCCCAUCAUCUUCUGGAACUUGGUGUGGUACUUUCGCCGGCUAGACCUACCCAGCAACCUGCCAGGCCUGAUCAUAACUUCGGAGCACUGCAACAACGGCGUGCAGCUGCCACUGACAUCCCUGUCCCAGGACAGCAAGCAGGUGUAUGUCCAGCUUCUGUGGGACAAUAUCAACCUGCACCAGGAUCCCACCGAGCCACUCUACCAGCUGUGGAGGAUGUUCCUGAGGAUGAAGGGCCAGUUGAGCCCCACGGACUACCAGGAGACCAGGUCCCUGCUGAACAGCAUUGUCAGGAGCAUCCAGGGCAACAGUGUGUCUACACCCAUCGACCUGCUCCUCCAGGAGGUGAAGAAGCACCCGGAGGUCAAGCGGAGGAGGAGUAUAUACAGGGAGAUCUUAUUCCUGGCACUGGUGGCUCUCGGACCAGAGUAUAUCGACAUCGAGGCCUUCGACCGCGAGUACAAGCAGGCCUUCAAUGAGCUCAGCCCAGAGAAGAUGAAGGCCCUCGCCCCAAUAGAUCAGCCUCCCGUCAACAGCGUGCAGUGGUGCCUCAAGUGUUUCGGCUCACUGGUUAUUUGAGUGCGCCCCCUGCUGGACGCCAAUUAGGGCAGGGAUGGCAGCGGGCCAACCCACACUGCAUCACGGUGGCAGACUGGGAAAGAAAAAUGGAAAUUUCCCCCAAAGAUGGUACUUCAUAAAUUGUAUCAGUUGGCUUUGGUUGCCCUGCCUCACUUACCUGCCUUAAGUUAUUACAUCAUCUGUAUUUUUGUAUAAAUAUAUCGAGCCCUCACUCUUCGGCAGUGAUGCUCAGUUUCUAUAUUUCAGAUGCUUAAUGUAUAUUGUUAUGCACAGCAUAAGCUCUGUAUUUCCUCCUAAAAUGGGCUCUUCUCUCUAAUCCUACUUAUGGUUAAACGACGUCUGCUUUUGGACUCGCGAGAACGUCGCAGGUGAGCGGAGCGUCAACUGGCAUCUUCUUUGGGGUAGUUGCCCAUGUUACAUCUGUGUGUAUGAAUUUCCUGAUCGUUUCCCUCUGUGCUCCCCGCCCCCCCAACACACGUUUACCCAUCAAGGUUGCCUCGGGGACCUCACCUUUUGCCCUGUGACCAUCUCUACAGAUGAAAUCUCUUAAGCGGCUGUGGGCCUGGGCCGUGGGUAGCCCUCAUGCUACCGAGGGCCCACAGGCCCUGGUCAUUUGAUGGAGUAGAGCUGGCCAGGCAUGUGGGCUAUUUUUAUACUGCUCUGUAUAUAGCGUUGUGAACAUGGGGGUCCAGGAGAAAAGGGGACCAUUAUACCCGUCUGAUGUUACGAACCUCCAUGGGCUUAAAGGGUUUCUGCUAAGCUUAGCCUGGGAGAGGCACGGUCUAUAGGCUGUGAGUGCGGUCUAACCCAUGUGGGAACUGGAAUGUUGGGAAUACCUCCCUCCUCCUGUAGGCCAUGGCACCCCCACCCUGAACUAUGAUCAGUGUUCAGCUUGGGGUGGGCAUUGCAGUGAAGGGUGGAUCUGGCCCUGUUGUGUAAAUGGUCAUUAAUAGUUUAAGGGAACCCCCCCCCCCCCUUGUGAAUGUCCUCAUAAGCACAGAAGACAGAGGCUGUACUAUUAGGGAAUGCUAACAUCAACUGCCCCCCCCCGGGAAAGAACGGGUUACUUUUCAAUUUCUAGAUGUUUAAAUUUAAAAAUCGGGGAAAACACCUUUGUAAAGAUUGUUCGUAGUAGAUGUAAUUUAUGACUGUGGCUACUGAAAUGCCACGACUAACACAGUUCAAGUGUUUUAAUUUUUGUAUUUUACGCAGUUUCGGUAUAUAUAACAAAAAAAAACCUCCAGGGAUGGGGGUAAGGAACGCAUCUAGCAAAAGCCUGUAGAGCUUAGGACCUAAAAUGACCAGUAAACACCUUAUAGUACCAGCAAAUUAGAAGCAGAAUAAUGAAGGAAUUAACAGGCCCACUAAACAGAUUUCCUGCAAAAGACAUGAGUUCAAACCAAGACAAAUGGUUCAUGGACCUUAAAACAGCCACCAACCCCCACAUUAAGCCAAAUGCAUUAACAAGGUCGUCUACCUUUUUUUUUUUUUUUGGAGCAACUAAUCAACUUAAGAGUAACAGGGACCACAAGCGCACGUACGUGUGUGUGAAUGAGAAGCAAGACUGUCAAGCUUCAGUACAGGAAUCACUGGCGUUACAUCCGGUGUUCUUCAGUGUAAAGUCUGUGCAUUUGGUUUACAGUGACCUGACCUGCUCUGUAGAAGGACCAGCUUCUGUUGGAGUUGAUGGUUGUCAAUGGGUAAGACCUGGACCAAUUUUAAUGCUCACGAUUGCACAUUCCAGCCUGUACGAGACCUGACGUGACUCACGGACGGACGGGCUGCCGGUGACUAAAGAUGAAAGCAGUUCUUACUGUCCUGCUCGAUUGUGGUCAGAUUUGUAUAUUCUAGUGUUUCGCUCCUGCUAUGAAGUGUCGCAAACGUGCAUAACCACCCUCCCCAUAUGUCCAGUGUUCUGUUUGUCCUUCAUUAUGUUUAAAUGUAUACAGCCAUUAGACUAAUAAAUGGGCCUUUGAGCUGAAGCUGUCA